AUGGCCCCGCUGCCGGGGGCGGAGCUGGUCCAGAGGCCACUGCAGCUCUACCGAUACUUGCUACGCUGUUGCUGGCAGCUGCCAACCAAGGGCAUCCAGGAGCAUUACAAACAUGCUGUCAGGCAGAGCUUCAGGGUUCAUUCAGAUGAAGACAACCCUGAGAGAAUUCAGCAAAUUAUUAAAAGAGCCAUUGAAGAUGCCGACUGGAUCAUGAACAAAUAUAAAAAACAAAACUGAGGAUCCUGGGCCCAAAGAGUGAAGCUGCCCUAACAACACUUGAACUUGGGAGACAUCUCUUCUUCUGGAAUGAAUCAGCAGCUGCAGCUCUGGAAUAUUCAUUGACCCUGUUGGCUUAGAGAGCAAGCACUCAGGGGCAGGGGAAGCUGACGUUUGCUCCAACACUCUGCUCGCCGUGGUCAUGUUUCCAGCAUCCUUCAUGUUUGCUCUUCCAGCCAGUCGUGAUGUGAAAUUUGAGGAGAAUGUGGUAUUUUUUUGUUUUUUCUGUGUGUUUUUUAUUUUUGUUUUUUUGUUAUUUUACUUUGCUCUGAAAAUGAUUCAUUUAUUCUGGAGGUCUCUUUACCACUCUUUGAGUCCCAGAGCGGAUGUCCCCUCAGGUGGCAGGUUGUACAGAAGAAAGAGCGUGCGUUUUAGAACCAGACAGAUCUGGAUUUGAAUCCCAGCCCCGUGGCUCUUCAAGAGUGUUGCCUUCAAGCUCAGUCUCCUCCAUUGUGAGGAUUACAUAAAGUGAAGUGAAGUGCCUAACACAGGACGUGCACGCGGUGUGCCAGCCGCGCCCCUCCCUGCUCCCCCAGCGCUCUGCUCAGCAGACACCGCGUCGGGCCUUGGUUUUGUGUUUGUGAGCUUAUCCCAGCCCUGCUUGUCACCUCACAGCCCUCACAGUUUUACCACGCCCAGUAUUCUGCCAGGGAACUGCUCUUCUUGGCCACUAUUUCUCCAUGGCCCAGGGAAGUAGAAGGCCUGCUGCUUGAAUUCAAGCAAUUUACAGUGUCCUUGAAAUGGUGAAAAGUGUGCCAUGUGAACCUGUGACCUGUCUUGACUGGCCUUUCCCUGCCUUGCCACUGUCAUGGAAGGAAGGAAGGAAGGAAGGAAGG
Messenger RNA from Galeopterus variegatus (Sunda flying lemur), 1112 nucleotides. RefSeq names its product LYR motif containing 9 (gene LYRM9). The coding region runs from base 1 to 237 and encodes 78 amino acids. The transcript has 3 exons. The record is from RefSeq and is a predicted model, not a curated record. NCBI's taxonomy places the organism in Eukaryota, Metazoa, Chordata, Mammalia, Dermoptera, Cynocephalidae.